Messenger RNA from Cylicocyclus nassatus, 1413 nucleotides. Lineage: Eukaryota; Metazoa; Nematoda; Chromadorea; Rhabditida; Strongylidae. The record is from the annotation of a GenBank genome assembly.
AUGGUGAAACCAGGUUCUAUAGUUCUCAAAGGCGACGUAGUUUGGGCCCCAUAUCGUAGAGAGCCCUUAUGGCCUGCUUUGGUUCGAAACAGCUAUCCCAAAAAAGUUACUUAUGUGUUCUUUCCCUUGCCUUCUUCGGAAGUUUCAGAAGCAUUGAAGAAGGCUCCGACAUUCAGCUGUUUGCCAAAGCAUGUACGUGCACUGACAAUAGACGAUGUCCUACCUUCAACUUCAAAAAAUGAUCUCAAGAAUGCGUUCAGACUAGCCAAACAAUAUCUCAAAAGCAAAGACUUGACGAGGGGUUCCGCUGCUCCACUUUACUUUCCCAAAUCCACUCCCAAAAAGUCCAAGCCCAAAGAUAGCAAAGUUUCUGCUGAAUCAAAAGAGCUGGCUCUGGAGGAAUCUACAAGUUUGGAAACAAUCAGAAAGAGUUUACUCCAAGAGGAGCUUUCGGAAGUGGACGUGAAUUUGCAGACUACCCUGGCGCAGGAAGAUACUGAAAUAAAGACACUUCAAACUAAACACGAAGAGAAAACAGAAUCGAAAAAGAAAGAAGAAAUUGCUGACAAGCCUUCAUCGAAAGAAGUUGCUGUCGAAGCGCCUUCCUCAAAAGCUCCCGUUAAACGAAAAGCCCCUGCCACAACAGACUGCUUAAAUCUGGCUAAACGUCAGCCUGUAAGCAAAUCUCCUCCAAGGCCUUCAGCUUUUGCCGCAGAUUCAACCACACAUUCUGACACCUCGCCAUCACCGGAUCUCUUAGCUCCUACUAUAUUCCGGGAAGCGGUAUCUAUUCUCGAGCGGGUUUGGACGACUAGUCUAGUACAGAGCUAUGUAACUCCUCCGCGAUCAAGCUUGCGAUUUGAAAUGCACAACGGAGGUCUACUUUCGGACCAUGAGACUGAUAGCUUAUUUGACUUGAUUUUCACUUGGGUGCGAGAUCGUGAACAUGAUGCGUACUUUUUGCCCGGUGUGCAUCUGGUCUUCGAAGUGCUCAUGCCCGAAGUCAUAAUCCAAUCACUUGUCAUGUCGCGUGGAAUCUCUCGAGAUGUUGCUGAAAGAAUGGUACGCGUAACGCACUCAGAAAGUAUCACAAGCAGCAGCAGCAGUACCUCCGAAGUCAAUUGUAACCAUUCGCCCAGUACCAUCCUCAACAAUAGUUUUCCUAAAUGUGGUGGAAGUCUGGAUGAGCUAGCAAGAAUUGCAUGUAAAGAACGGGAAUCGAUUACCGAGUGAAACACUACUGAAGCUGGAUCAGUCUCAGUACAGUGGUCUGUCACAUAUUAGUAAUAUUUGUCUAUGAAUCUUGUGCUACAAUGACAAGUGAUGUUGCUUGUCUACUUACUGUUACCAAAUUCUGUUCUACAGGGUCGGGGGAAAGUCUUUGAAUACGGUAUUCUUAACAUAAUAAUGAAG